Molecule: messenger RNA, 843 nt
Organism: Acanthosepion pharaonis
Lineage: Eukaryota; Metazoa; Mollusca; Cephalopoda; Sepiida; Sepiidae
Source: the annotation of a GenBank genome assembly
AUGCUUGGUUACAUUUAUCUAUCUAUCUAUCUAUCUAUCUGUUCAUAUCUAAUCUCAUUCGUUAUAUCUUGCUAUCAUUCUGUUCAGGUCUGUCUCAUUUGUUAUAUCUAUCUAUCUAUCUAUCUAUCACUUUCUGUUCAUAUCUAUCUCAUUCAUUAUCUUUCUCUCUCUAUCGCUUUCUGUUCAUAUCUAUCUCAUUCAUUAUCUUUCUCUCUCUAUCACUUUCUCUUCAUAUCUAUCUCAUUCAUUAUCUUUCUCUCUCUAUCGCUUUCUGUUCAUAUCUAUCUCAUUCAUUAUCUUUCUCUCUCUAUCACUUUCUGUUCAUAUCUAUCUCAUUCAUUAUCUUUCUCUCUCUAUCACUUUCUGUUCAUAUCUAUCUCAUUCAUUAUCUUUCUCUCUCUAUCACUUUCUCUUCAUAUCUAUCUAAUUCAUUAUCUUUCUCUCUCUAUCACUUUCUGUUCAUAUCUAUCUCAUUCAUUAUCUUUCUCUCUCUAUCACUUUCUGUUCAUAUCUAUCUCAUCUUUCUGUUUAUCAUUCAUUUCUCUCUCUAUCACUUUCUCUUCAUAUCUAUCUAAUUCAUUAUCUUUCUCUCUCUAUCACUUUCUCUUCAUAUCUAUCUCAUUCAUUAUCUUUCUCUCUCUAUCCUUUCUCUUCUAUCAUCUAAUUCAUUAUCUUUCUCAUUCUUCAUAUCUUCUCAUUCUCUUUCUCUCUCUAUCACUUUCUGUUCAUAUCUAUCUAAUUCAUUAUCUUUCUCUCUCUAUCACUUUCUGUUCAUAUCUAUCUCAUUAUUCACUUUUAUCUUUCUCAUUCUAUCUUUCUCUCUUUCUCUUCAUAUCUAUCUAA